GAGGCAAUGCUGCUGCCGCUGCUGAGCUGGUUGUGCUCCUCCCUGGUGGCCGCCGUCUACGGCGGAGCUCUGCCCGAGGCGGAGGUCAAGCUGGAAGUCCUGCACAAACCUUUCCUCUGUCAUCGUAAAUCCAAGUACGGAGACAUGAUGCUGGUGCACCAUCAAGGCUACUUCGAGAAUGGUACCAUGUUUCAUGACAGUCGUGGUGAUCCUACUGAGGGGGACAAACAUGCAAUGUGGUUCAUAUUGGGCAUCAGGGAGGUGAUCAAAGGCUGGGACCAAGGUCUCCAGAACAUGUGUGCAGGAGAGAAAAGAAAGUUGAUCGUACCUCCAGCUUUGGCCUACGGCAAAGAAGGCAAAGGUAAAAUCCCCCCUGAAAGCACCUUGACCUUCAUCGUUGAGUUGCUCGAGAUCAGAAACGGCCCGAGGUCGCACGAGUCGUUCCAGGAGAUGGACCUAAAUGACGACUGGAAGCUUUCCAAGUCCGAGGUAAAACAAUACUUCAAGAAGGAGUUCGAGCGUAACGGCUACCCUCCCAAUGACACCCUGCAUGAGAAUAUGGUCCAAGACAUUUUUGCCAAGGAGGAUGAAAACAAAGAUGGCUUCAUAUCCUCCAAGGAGUUUACUUACAAGUACAAACACGAUGAACUUUAAAGACUCUCAUCUAUGUUCUUGUCAUUCAUUUGUGGUGCCAGGAACAUUCUCGGGUGCGUUUGUUGGAUGCCUUGACACUGAACACAUUUGUGAACCUGAACGAAGCUCCGGUUUUGGUGUGGCGAUCGUUCGCCAACGUGUAACUUUGCUCUGAUUGGCCCACGUCAGCUACCACAUGUGACUUUGCUGUAGGGAUCUUGUAUUCGUGUCAAACUUUGUCAUAAAUAUGAAAAAAAAAAUUGUUUUCAA
This is a messenger RNA of Hippocampus comes (tiger tail seahorse), 903 nucleotides long. Its product is annotated as peptidyl-prolyl cis-trans isomerase FKBP14-like. Gene Ontology annotation, molecular function: peptidyl-prolyl cis-trans isomerase activity; calcium ion binding. The coding region runs from base 7 to 654 and encodes 215 amino acids. NCBI's taxonomy places the organism in Eukaryota, Metazoa, Chordata, Actinopteri, Syngnathiformes, Syngnathidae. The transcript has 4 exons. The record is from RefSeq and is a predicted model, not a curated record.